AUGGAUCGAAUUCUUGCGCUGAUCUUGGUCCCCCUUGCCACUGUCACGGCACAGCAGAUUGGCACUAUCCCCGAGGUCCAUCCCAAGCUCCCGACAUGGAAAUGCACGACCGAGGGCGGCUGUGUCCAGCAGAAUACCUCCGUCGUGUUGGAGUACCUGUCGCAUCCGAUCCAUGAAGUUGGAAACAGCGACGUCUCGUGCGUGGUUUCUGGCGGGCUGAACCAGAGCCUCUGUCCCAACGAAGAGGAAUGUUCCAAAAACUGCGUCGUCGAGGGGGCCAACUACACCAGCUCGGGAGUUCACACAGACGGCGAUGCCCUGACUCUCAAUCAGUACGUCACGAACGGCGACCAGGUCGUCACCGCCUCGCCGCGGGUCUAUCUCCUGGCCAGCGACGACGAGGACGGGAAUUACAGCAUGCUCCAGCUCCUCGGCCAGGAGCUGAGCUUUGACGUGGACGUCUCGAAACUGGUCUGCGGGAUGAACGGCGCCUUGUAUCUCUCCGAGAUGGACGCAUCGGGCGGCCGAAACAGCCUCAACCCGGCGGGGGCACAGUAUGGCUCUGGAUACUGUGAUGCGCAAUGCGGCGUCCAGCCCUUCAUCAACGGCACGGUCAACACCGGCUCGCUCGGCGCUUGCUGCAACGAGAUGGACAUCUGGGAAGCGAAUGCCCUUGCCACCGCGUUGACUCCGCACCCGUGCAGCGUCACCAGCAUCUAUGCCUGUUCUGGCGCUGAGUGCGGCUCCAACGGCGUCUGCGACAAGCCGGGAUGCGGAUACAACCCGUACGCGCUGGGAGACCACAACUACUACGGACCCGGGAAGACGGUCGACACGUCCAGGCCCUUCACCGUGGUAACGCAGUUUCUCACCAACGACAACACCACGACGGGGACUCUGACGGAGAUCCGUCGUCUGUACGUCCAAGACGGCAACGUGAUCGGGCCUUCGCCUAGCGACUCUGUCUCGUCAAUCACGGACUCGUUCUGUUCCACGGUGGAUUCCUAUUUCGAGCCGCUUGGCGGCCUGAAGGAGAUGGGCGAGGCGCUGGGUCGGGGGAUGGUGCUGGUGUUCAGCAUCUGGAAUGAUCCUGGUCAGUUCAUGAACUGGCUCGACAGCGGGAAUGCUGGGCCCUGCAACAGCACCGAGGGGAACCCAGCGACUAUUGAAGCGCAGCAUCCUGACACCGCGGUGACCUUCUCGAACAUCAGAUGGGGGGAUAUCGGGUCGACGUUCCAGUCGUAA
This is a messenger RNA of Rasamsonia emersonii CBS 393.64, 1245 nucleotides long. RefSeq names its product Cellulase. Gene Ontology annotation, molecular function: hydrolase activity, hydrolyzing O-glycosyl compounds. The coding region runs from base 1 to 1245 and encodes 414 amino acids. The transcript has a single exon. Gene Ontology annotation, biological process: carbohydrate metabolic process. NCBI's taxonomy places the organism in Eukaryota, Fungi, Ascomycota, Eurotiomycetes, Eurotiales, Trichocomaceae. The record is from RefSeq and is a predicted model, not a curated record.